GGAAUAUAAGAUGUCUGAAGUUCCAACAAUGUAUCCUGGUCGCUCAGUCAUAUGCCGAUUUUCUGACCCUAAACCGUGCUAUUCUUAUCGAUUUACCACCAUAUAAGAGUAAAUGGAAUACCCUCAAUAGCACAUGGACUAGACGAUUUAUGCAGGAAGUGAAGGAACUUUCAGAAGAUACUGUGAAGGAAAUUACUGUGUCAAGUCUCUACAUGUCCCAAGUGAUGGUGGGGAAACUCCUGGCAAGUCUUUACAUGCACUUGGAGCAUCAGGACUCUUCCUGUUUCCUACCAUUCGCGACCCGCCAUCCGGUGCCCGAAAAAAUUAAGGACUAUUGGGAAAAAAUUAUCCUUGAACGAAAGGAGCGGUCAGUAAAACGUACACAUCUCUCUGGUAGUCUUGAUCUGCUAGAUGAUGCUGGGAAGCAUAAUAUUCAGAAAUUACGCUCUCAAGGGUUUAAUGAAGAGAAGGAAGGAGAAUCUUCAACUAAAAGAGUUCGAGAAAGAAAACCGGUGAAUUAUUAUGAAAGCCAGACAGAAAUGGAUUCUUCUGGUUCAGAAUAUCAAGAAAAGUCAAAAAGGCCUCAAAGGAAAUCCACCGAUAUUGACGAUGAAAGGAUUUCAGAUAAACAAAUGGCCCAUUUCGAUCGCAUUUUCCGUCACCUAAACCCGGAAAAGAUGUGGACCCUUAAAUCUGGUCGUAUUGUUGAGAAAAUAAUUUACGAAUACGCAAGAACUUUAAAAUACGAGUCCUGUUUACACUCCUUCAUCAUUAGCGAUAUUGACGAAAAAGCAAAGUCAUAUUUUCGAAAUGAAGAAUGGGAAGAGAUAUUUUCCUCAAACUGCAAAAAAAUGCCAAAAAUCGACAAAUCAGUUAUUGAGCUUCUGAAAAAAUAUUCAGUAACUGAUCUACCUUCAUUUCGAAAAAUCAUUUUUGAGUCUUUCUUACCUACCGAUGCUUUAUACUUCAACAGGGAACACUUUGACUUAAAUUAUGUGAACCUUGUAUAUUGUGCCAUACAUACACUCUGGGAGGAUGAUGACGAUUUCACUCUGGAUUCAUCAAAAUUGGAAGGAUGGUUUCAGCACAACAUAUGGAGUUUUAUUAUUGAUCCUGCAUUCCGUAUUAAUUCAAGGAUUAAUUUGAUACGUGGAGAAGGUAUGAGCCUGGCAUCUAGCGAUAGAAAGAACGAUACAAGUUGUGACGCAGAUCAUGGGACUUCAUCUAGUGAUAGUCGUGAUAGGUUAGAAUUUGGAGCCAUUGAAGCAGGAAGAAAGUGGGAAGAUAGAAAUGGGAGAAAAUAUAUUACUGACAGUCUAAAACUAAGCAAAAUGUUAAGAGAUAUGCUAGUAGUGCUUAUAGCGAAAUGUAAAGGCAAUGAACAAAUUGCUAAACAAUUACAGACCGUUGGAAUGUUACAUAUAGCUGGUCAUAUAAAUGAUCCACCAUUAGCAUUCGUGAUAAAGGAUGUAUUAAGGGCAAAGGCAAUUAUUGUGCGGACAUUGAAAUUGGUGCAACAAGGAAAGUCACUUAAUUUUAAUAGCCUUGAUGACUCUGACGAUAAUAACAAAAUUGAAAGAUCAAACCGAU
Messenger RNA from Funneliformis mosseae, 1590 nucleotides. The record is from the annotation of a GenBank genome assembly. NCBI's taxonomy places the organism in Eukaryota, Fungi, Glomeromycota, Glomeromycetes, Glomerales, Glomeraceae.